This is a messenger RNA of Tribolium madens (black flour beetle), 3085 nucleotides long. RefSeq names its product sorting nexin-14-like. Lineage: Eukaryota; Metazoa; Arthropoda; Insecta; Coleoptera; Tenebrionidae. Gene Ontology annotation, molecular function: phosphatidylinositol binding. The record is from RefSeq and is a predicted model, not a curated record. Gene Ontology annotation, cellular component: late endosome. Gene Ontology annotation, biological process: autophagosome maturation. The transcript is spliced from 11 exons. Bases 226 to 2958 code for a protein of 910 amino acids.
CUACACGUUCAUUAAAUAACUAUUUUUUCUAUUACAAACUGUGAUUACAAAUAAUAAUUUGUCUUCCAAGUGGCCAAAAUAGAGAUUUAAAUUCCACUGUUAGGCUGUUAGGAGUAAAGUAGUCUUUUUAAAAUAAGAGAGAUAAAUAACUCAACUCCUAACCUCACAAUCAAAGUUGUCAAACGUCAAAAUGAUCGAAGCGUAAGGUUAUGUUGUGGCCCCAAAAUGCUCUAUAAAGACAUUUUUAACAUUGUGACUCUAAUCGCUAACGACAAGUACAGCCGUUUUGCGGCCCUUGCUAUAACAAUAUUCUCCGCAUUUGUAACAAUAUUUGUUAGUUUCUUAGCCGGUGUUAUAAUUUACGGAGGCUACAUAUUAGGAUGUUUAGUGUCUUGGUGUUUUUUAAAAUACCAGAACACAGCUUCAGCGUAUCUUUCGAGUUUGGUCAGUUUUUGUUAUGGGAGUCAUUCCUCUAAAAAGAAACUGAAGCAGUCAUGCAGCAUUUGUGAUGAUUUGUCUUGUAAGAGGCACCAACAAAAUAAAGUUGUAACACCGUGGAACGAUUUGUACAUUCCCAAAGAACUUAAUACUGUGAUUGAAAACUUUUAUAAUAAAAUAUUGGAGUCGUUCAUAAUUUCGUGGUACGGGCAAUUUACUUCAGAUGUGGAUUUCAUAAAUGAGUUGCGUUAUUGUUUACAAUACGCUAGUGCAGCUGUAAUAAACCAGUUUCUAAAUCUAGACCAUGCAAAUGUAAUAUCCAGAAAACUGCUCCCCUGUGUUGUCAAACAUAUUGAUGAUUACAUGUAUAUGCAACAGAUAAUUAAAUUGAAAAAAACAAGACUAAACGAUGUUAUUGUCGAAUAUUUGGGUACGAGACUUCAUGCAGCAACAGUUAACAGAAAAUGUGAAUUAAAGUAUCUCCAACAUUUAUCAUCUUCUCUAAUUCCUCAUAUUUUACCCGACAAAUAUUUAAAAUGCCAGAAUUAUGUAGUUUUAAUUCGUGAAAUAUUAGCAGGGUGGGUUUUCUUACCCUUGAUGGAUGUCCUAGCUGACCCAAACAUAAUAAAUUCUCUCGUAAUACUCGCAGCGACAUACCGUUCAAAUCAAACGAGACAUAAACAUACCCCCGAAAAAGUGAAAUUUUUAGAGAACUUUGUCGUAAAUAACCAGCAGAAAUCGUCAUUUGCUACUGACUUAAACACAAUAAAAGGAAACACAGAGUUAUUGUACGCUUUUAUGCAGUUUUUGAAACGAGAAGAGCAUGUCCAUCUGUUGCAAUUCUGUUUGGACGUUGAUGAAUUUAACAAUAAAUUGCUCACUCCGGAUCUGACUAAAAAACAACUUGAAGAACUCCAUUCCGAAGCUUUGACGCUGUAUAAAGAGUAUUUGAACAGAAAUACGAUCAAUUUUAUCGGUUGUUCCGAUGAAAUUAUUGAAAAUUAUUAUUCACUUCUCAAAGAUGGGGUGUACAACGUUGCUAAAUUAAGAACCUCGAAACCCUUAUACCAGGCCUAUGAACACACAUUCACUGUUCUGGAAAAGGUUUGGUUACCGUCGUUUUUUCACAGCAAUGAGUUUUAUAGUUUCAUCUGCGGUGCGAAAGUCACAGCUGUUUACAGUAAGGGGGCUGCCACAAAAUCUCUAGUUAACUUUGGCUCACCUUUAAAGUCUCGGAGGAAAUAUUACGAAACACCUAGUCAAGGCACUGUUGCUAAAAUCAGUAGUGGUAUUGGUAAAUUAAGAGGAGCUUUGAAGGUAGCUCAACCGAUAGAUGGCGCCAUACAUCCUCCCGAAACUCAGGGAAUUGAAAAUGGGGCUGUGGAAGAUAUCAUUAUUUCUGAAUGCGGAAAUAUUUUUCGAGAUUUGAGUUCUUGGAGAGUCUCAAUAUUGUCAUAUCAGAUAAAUAACAAAGUUGUAAGUUUCUGCAUAAACGUACAAAGGCUAGACGUUGUCGAAGAUGUUACCAAACGACAUUGGAUAGUUUUAAGAAAAGAUCAAGAUUUUUACACGCUUAAAGCAAAACUUGUUGAAUUUCAUGGAGAAAAUGAAAUUUCGGAUACUCCACUUCCUUCUAGAAAGGCUGGGAGUGCUAUUGAGGUUCGAAUGAAGAAAUAUGAAGAAUUCCUUACCAAACUGCUCCAGAAACCUUUACUAAGGGGUAGCGAUUUGUUAUUUUCGUUUCUAACAGCAGAAGAAGAUUUUACAGUUUUGAUUGCAACAAGUACGCAAAAUGCCCAAGAUUUUGGAAACAUUUAUCAAUCAGUUGCUCAUAAAUUAAGGAAAGAGAAAGGACAACAUUUGGAUCCUUUUAUGGGAACGUUUUUACUGUCAACGGGAAAAACAAAAUCUGGAAAAUUUGAGUGGGCCGAAAUUGGUGAUGAAGUGAGUACCAAAAUAAUUGAAAAAACGACACCCUUGCCCAAAACAUUUAGAAAUCAUGUUUUUAAUGACAACUUUGGCACUACUUUUAAAGAUCUCAAAGAGUCUUGUAAUACUUCGUUUAAUCCGAUUGGAAUGAUCCAGUGUAUUUUUUACUUACUGAAGUAUGUGUUUAAAUUGCCACAUUAUUUAUUAAGAUUUUAUGCUGCCAUAUGUAGCGUAGCACAGGAAGCGGUAGAGGCAUUUUCCAGUGUUUACAUUGAACGAAGAUUGAAACAUAGUUUGUCCCCCUCAAAUUUAACAUAUUUGGUCCAAUUAUUGGAAGAUGUAAUUUUUAAUUCGCGAACUUCACCCACUAAAGAAGAACUAAUUGAACGGCGAAACAGAGCUUUUGCACUGUUAAAUAAUGUUGUACCCUCAUACUUAGAGUGUAUUAUUGGCAAGGAUGUCAAUGAAGGCUUAAAAAUGUUUCUCGAAAUUUUGCAACAUCCACAUUACAACAAACAUCUUGUGUAUAAUCUAUUGGACUUAAUAUUGUGUGAAAUGUAUCCUACUUUACAAAAUAUUGGAACAAAGUAGUUUUUAAUUUGUUUUAUUACGUCAUAUAAUGUGAUUAUUUCUGUGAUUAAAUUUUUAAAACAAAAUAGGGCUUUUUCACUCAUAGUAAAGCUUGUAAACAAUCAAUAUAAAUAAAGCAAAGAAAGCA